AGCAGCUGGGGCUCAGCACAUCCCGUCCCGUGCACGGGUGCGCGCCGAUCGCUGCGUGCGCACUUGUCAAGGCGAUGCCGAAUCCGACUGCGCACUUCGAGACCUCGGAGGGCAGUUUCGAGGCGGACAUCUACCUCGACCGUGUGCCCGUCACCGCAUCAAACUUCAUAGCGCUCUGCAGAAGCGGAUUCUACGAGGGACUGCAUUUUCAUCGCGUCAUCGACGGUUUUAUGAAUCAGUUCGGAUGCCCUUACUCAAAGGACCCCAACUCGCCCAUGUGCGGGAAAGGCAAUGCUCCCGAAGUGUCCUUUCCGAACCUGAUAACAGGUGGCUUGACGUGCCGUGGGCCGGGGGGCACGAUCAAAGACGAGCACAUCUCUCUUGACAGCAACGCCCCUGGCACGUUAUCUAUGGCCAACGUGGGCCAGCCGAACACGAACAGUUCCCAGUUCUUUCUCAAUGUGGCUCACAAUCGCUCGCUCGAUUGGUUCACGCCAGGUGAUUCGAAACAUCCCGUGUUCGGCAUUGUCAAAGCAGGCAUGGACGUCGUCACCAAGAUAUCCAAAGCCACUACCGUCAACGACAAGCCAGUGACACCCAUCAGGAUGAUCAAGAUUACAAUUGUUGGAGCUCCCGAACCACCGCCUACAUCGACAGGGAAGGCCGCACGGAGACGGUCGUCAUCGUCGUCGUCCUCGUCGUCCAGCUCGCGCAGGCGCAGAAAGAAGAAAAAGAAAAAGCGCCGGAAGCGGUCGUCAUCAUCAUCGCCAGAUGAAGUUCGUGCGCUGCAUAUCUUGCGCAAACACAGGGAGAGCCAGCGGCCGUCGUCGUGGCGGCAGUCCGAUAUCACAUGCAGCCUGUCCGAUGCGUGUGAUUUUUUGACGGCCUUGAGAGAGCAGCUAGUCCCGCUCACAGGUAAGAAGGAUAAAGUUGCCCUGCAGACUGCAUUCAAGGAGCUGGCGAAGAAGCACUCAGACUGCAAUUCUGCCAAGGACGGAGGCGACCUCGGGCGCUUCACCCACGAGAAGAUGCAGGCGCCCUUCUCGGACGCGGCCUUCGCUCUCGACGUUGGCGAGCUGUCGAAGGUAGUCAUCACCGUUUCUGGCGCACACCUAAUCCUUCGGGUCCGGUGAGCAUUACAACAGGUGAGCAGAUAAUCAAAAAGAGGGAAAGCAGCAACACAUCAACACAACACAGGGGAGCUGGGGAAGAUGCCACGCCUGACUGCGAGGAGGUCGUGAGAACUAGCAGAAUUGCGAGAGAGCUCCACGCAUUCGACUAACCG
Molecule: messenger RNA, 1285 nt
Organism: Prorocentrum cordatum
Lineage: Eukaryota; Dinophyceae; Prorocentrales; Prorocentraceae
Source: the annotation of a GenBank genome assembly